Anopheles maculipalpis is the source of this 3470-nucleotide messenger RNA. RefSeq names its product DNA topoisomerase I, mitochondrial (gene Top1). The record is from RefSeq and is a predicted model, not a curated record. The transcript is spliced from 9 exons. NCBI's taxonomy places the organism in Eukaryota, Metazoa, Arthropoda, Insecta, Diptera, Culicidae. Bases 130 to 3438 code for a protein of 1102 amino acids. Gene Ontology annotation, biological process: DNA topological change; DNA replication; chromosome segregation. Gene Ontology annotation, cellular component: chromosome; nucleolus. Gene Ontology annotation, molecular function: DNA binding; DNA topoisomerase type I (single strand cut, ATP-independent) activity.
GCUCUUCUUCCGUAUCACGAUCGCCGUUGUCGUCGUCGUUGUCAUCGUCGUCGUCGUCGUCGUCGUAGUUUUCCGUCACUAAAAAAUCAUUGCUUUCCGGAAUCCAAGAGCUGUGGAAAAGGUGCUAACAUGAGUGUCGAUGCGGCAAUUCCUCCACCAGCGGAUUCCUCCAAGGUGAUGAAUGGAAUGAUCGACCGACCAAACGGGGUGAGCAACGGUCAUUCGGGUAGUGGAGGUGAAAACGGCGAUCGGCAUAAAAGUCACAAAAGUUCGAGCAAGGAUAAGCAUCGGGAUAAGGAUCGGGACAAAAAUCGCGAGAAGGACAAGCAUCGUGAUAAAGAUCGCGACCGGGACAAGGACAAGAGCCGCGAUAAGCACAAGAGCAGCAGUAGUCACUCGUCGUCUUCGAAGAGCGCUAACACUACCAGCAGCUCGGACAAAGAGCGUUCAUCGGAUAAGGAGAAACACAGUUCCAGCAGCAGCAAGGAUAAGGAAAAGAGCAGCAGCCACCACAGUAGCUCUUCGACGCACAAAAGCUCCAGAAGUGAUAAGGACCGGUCGAAGGAUAAGGAACGGGACAAAGACAAACAUCGAUCGCGCGAGGAUGGCAAGGAUCGGAGCGAUCGUGACAAGAAGGAUAAGGAGCGCGACAAAAGCAGCCGUAGCGACAAGGACAAGGAAAAGCACAAAUCGUCGUCCUCCUCGUCGUCGAACAAAGACAAGGAUCGGGAUAAGCAUAAGAGCAGCAGUAGCGGCGGAACCGGCAGCUCCAGCCGUGACAAAGAUAAGGACAAGAACAAACAUUCCAGCUCGAGGAAAGAUAAGGACAAGCAUUCGACGUCCUCGUCAUCCAAACACAAGGAGCAUCGCCGCCGGGAGGAGAAAGAACGCGAGGAUGGACCGCCUGCCACUGAGACGGUAAAAGCGAAGGAAGAGCCGGAUUCUGUUCCGCAAGCGUUUUUAAAUGGAGAAGGCCACAUGCAGCAUCAUAACGAUUCACAGCUGGACAAUCGUGGAGGAGGAGGUGGAGGAGGAGCGGGCGGAAAGUCACAGCACGAUCCGUUGGAUAUUUCGCAGGCCAGCUCUUGCGACUAUUCGAUGUCCCAGUUCCGGGCCGACGAAACACCGUUUGCGCUUAAAACCGAAGCGAUGGACCAGAACGCUUCCAACCAGGAUGAAGAGUACCAAGAGAACGACGAUGAUGAGGGAGACGACGAGAGCCGUUACAAUGACUUUAACAACGAAAAUGGUCACCAUGAACAGCAGCAACAGCAACAUAUGUACCAUCAGCAGCAACAAGGAUACUUUGGUGGUAUGCAGCAACAGCACGAACAGUAUCAGGCAAAUGUGGCCGCGGCCAUCAAACAGGAGCAACAGUUCGAGGUUAAGCAAGAGCCACAUUUCGGCCGGGAGGAAGAAUCAGAGGACGAUAUACCGCUGUCGAAGCGCAAGAAAAAGGACGCGGACGAUGAUGGUUAUGAGAAUGGUGGCAAGAAAAAGAAAAUUAAGACGGAAAAGAAAGAGAAGAAGAAAAACAAAAAACGUUCGUACGAGUCUGAUGAUGGAGCGAACGACAACGACGAUGAGGAGGAUGCCGAUAGCAAGAAGAACAUAAAGAAGACCAAGAUCAAGAAGGAGCCUGUAGCAGCAACAGCGCAGAAUGCAAAGAAGAAGCCAGCUGGAACCAGGACAAGUGGAGGAGGAACACAAUCAAGUCCUACGAAGGCCGGACGGGUAAAGAAGGAGGAAGAAGAGCAGGAGGUGUGGAAAUGGUGGGAAGAGGAAAAGCGUGACGAUGGUGUGAAGUGGAAGUAUUUGGAACACAAAGGACCGGUAUUUGCACCACCGUACGAACGAUUGCCCCCGAACGUGAAGUUCGAGUACGACGGUAAGGUAAUGGCACUUUCCCAGGAUGCGGAAGAGGUGGCCGGAUUUUACGCACGUAUGCUCGAGCACGACUACACCUCCAAGGCUGCGUUCAAUGAUAAUUUCUUCAAAGAUUGGCGCAAAACGAUGACACAGCACGAGCGUGAACGGAUCACGGAUCUGCGUAAGUGCAACUUCCGUCCCAUGGCUGCCUACUUUGCUGAUAUUUCGGAAAAAAAUCGAAACCGCACGAAGGAAGAAAAAGCAGCCCUGAAGGCGGCCAACGAACAGCUCACGAAGGAGUAUGGGAUUUGUGUAAUCGAUGGACACAAGGAGAAGAUAGGCAAUUUCAAGAUUGAACCGCCCGGUCUGUUCCGGGGCCGUGGUGAGCAUCCGAAGAUGGGACUGGUGAAGCGACGCGUCAUGCCGGAGGAUGUGAUUAUCAACUGCUCGAAGGAUAGCAAAAUACCGUCCCCACCGGCCGGUCACCGGUGGAAGGAGGUCCGUCACGAUAAUUCCGUGUCAUGGUUAGCCUCCUGGACUGAGAACGUACAGGGGCAGGUGAAGUACAUUAUGUUAAAUCCGAGCUCCAAGCUGAAGGGCGAAAAGGAUUGGCAAAAGUAUGAAACGGCCCGCCGAUUACUGAAGCACAUCGAUCGCAUCCGGGAAACGUACCGCGAGGAGUGGAAGAGCAAGGAGAUGCGCAUUAGGCAGCGUGCCGUAGCGAUGUACUUCAUCGAUAAGCUUGCCCUGAGAGCGGGUAAUGAAAAGGACGACGAUCAGGCGGAUACGGUUGGUUGCUGUUCGCUGCGCUACGAACACAUUGCGCUGCACAAGGAGCUGAAUGGGAAGGAGAAUGUGGUUGUGUUCGAUUUUCUCGGCAAAGAUUCCAUCCGGUACUACAACGAGGUGGAGGUGGAGAAGCGUGUGUUUAAGAAUUUGGAGCUGUUCAAGGAGAACAAAAAGCCCGGCGACGAUCUGUUCGAUCGGUUAAACACGUCUGUAGUAAACGAAUAUUUGAAAGGAUUGAUGGAUGGGCUUACGGCCAAGGUGUUCCGUACGUUUAACGCUUCGUACACGCUACAGAAACAGCUGGAAGAGCUGACGGAUCCCGAUGCUUCGGUCCCAGAGAAGUUGCUCGCUUACAAUCGUGCUAACCGAGCGGUUGCCAUCCUCUGUAACCAUCAGCGGGCUGUGCCGAAAACGCACGAGAAAAGCAUGGGCAAUCUGAAGGAAAAGAUUCGUCAGAAGCGUGAACAGAUUGAAGCAAGUCAGAAGGAAUUGAAGGAUCUCAAAAGGAGCAACGUUCGUGAUCCAAGCGCGUUUGAAAAGAAAAACAAACAAAUAGAAAGACUCAAGGAGCAGCUGAAAAAGCUGGAACUGCAGGAAACGGAUAGGGAUGAAAACAAAACGAUUGCUCUUGGCACAUCCAAGUUAAACUAUUUGGAUCCCCGCAUCUCCGUCGCUUGGUGUAAAAAAUUCGGCGUUCCAAUAGAGAAGAUUUUCAACAAAACACAGCGUGACAAAUUCCGAUGGGCAAUCGAUAUGGCUGACGAAAACUACGUGUUUUAAAAUGACAAAUUGCAAAUUCCGUGCUGUUGCCG